Nematolebias whitei (Rio pearlfish) is the source of this 1374-nucleotide messenger RNA. RefSeq names its product HEPACAM family member 2 (gene hepacam2). Lineage: Eukaryota; Metazoa; Chordata; Actinopteri; Cyprinodontiformes; Rivulidae. The record is from RefSeq and is a predicted model, not a curated record. The coding region runs from base 1 to 1374 and encodes 457 amino acids. The transcript is spliced from 8 exons.
AUGUUUGAAGUUGUUGGAUUAAAUGUUAAAUCUACUUCUACUAUUUCCGUUCAUCUAGAGACCAGCAGCGAAUUAAUUCACAUCCCUUCCCUGGUUCGUCAUGGCAUUGAGGGGAGCCCCCUGCUUCUGUCUGUGGAGACCCUCUUUUCACUGGAUGAAGCUGAGAUCCAGGGGACUUGGUCUCACACCAAACCGAGUGGAACCCGGACCACGUUGGUCACAUUUACCAAUGACACCGUGAUCACUGACAUGAUGUACCGCAACCACCUCCUCUUCAAACAACCCAAUGUGUCUUUGCUGAUCUUGAAAUUAAACCGGGACAGUGAAGGGGAUUAUGACCUGAGCCUCAACAUAAAGUUUCACAACAGAAAAGGACAAGUCACCAAGGAGGAGAAGACAAUCCAUGUAACAGUGGAUGUACCUGUCUCCACUCCGCUCAUUGAGAAGAGCCCAUCUCAUCCAGUCGUAGAAGACAAAGCAAACGUAACUUGGACUUGUUCUGUUGAGAGAGGAACCAGAGUUGUGUUCCAGUGGCUAAGGGAUGAUGUUUUGCUGACUCCCAGUAGUAGAUACCACUUCAGUCAAGAUAACUCUGUGUUGGUGAUUACCCCUGUGACAAAAAUGGACAAAGGAAGUUAUCGCUGUGUGGCCAGUAACUCAGUGAGCCGGGGCCAGUCCAGCAAGAUGGUGGAACUCAGUGUUUACUAUGGCCCCUACAACCUGGAGGUGAACUCGGGCCAGGGCCUUCGGACAGGGGAGGUGUUCACCAUCAACCCUGGUGAGCUGGUGUUCUUUGAAUGCCAGGCUGAUUCCAACCCCCCAAACAGUUACGUCUGGAUCUACAAGAGCCACAACGUGACCGAGAUCAUCACCGAGGGCCCACGACUGGAGGUGCAGCUCUACAGACUGGCCCAAGCUGAGGAGUACCUGUGCCGAGCCUUCAACAAUGUGACGAAGAAACAGGACGAGACCCAGUUCACUCUGGUGGUGGCCAGCUUGGGAACAGGAAAAGAAAAGCACAUCCAGGAGGGAGGCUCUGUGUCUCCGCUGGCAGUCAUUAUCAUCUGCCCUUUGUUUCUCAUCAGCUGUAUGCUGCUAGUCUUCCUGAGGAAAACAUGUCAUCCUAAGCGAGUGCUCAUGAGCAUUUACAACAAACCAUUUUCAGAGCAGAAACAACCACAUCGUUCAGGCCAUGAAGAUGCAACAGAGGACUUUGGCAUCUAUGAGUUCGUGUCUGUACCGGGGAAAAUGGAAUCUACACAAGUGUCCUGCAGAUCUCUUGCCCGGCUUGAGACGAUUCAAGAUAUGCACACCACCAUCUACGAUGUGAUCAGACACGCUCCUGAAUCUCCCAGUCAGAGUUUGCUGGAGUAA